ACGCCGUGGUAACAACGUGUGUCCAGUCCGGUUCACCACGGUGCAGUGAGAGUGUGAGGGAGUGAGUCCGGAGCCGCUGUCACCGGCCAUCAUGCAGAUAUCAAGUGUGAACGACGUGAAGAUUUAUAACUUGAGUCACGGGAAGUCUCUUCCUGAGUGGCUUUCAGAUCGCAAGAAAAGACAGCUACAAAAGAACGAUGCAGACAUCCAGCGCAGGAUCGAGCUCAUCCAGGACUUUGAGAUGCCCACAGUGUGCAACUCCAUAAAAGUGUCGAGAGACGGGCAGUUCAUCCUGGCAGUUGGCACUUACAAGCCCAGGGUUCGCUGUUACGACACCUAUCAUCUGUCCCUGAAAUUCGAACGCUGUCUGGAUUCCGAAGUUUUGGCCUUUGACAUCCUUUCUGAUGACUACUCUAAGUUGGUGUUUUUGCAUGCUGACCGUUACGUAGAGCUCCACUCUCAGCACGGACAAUACUACAAGACGCGUAUUCCAAAGUUCGGACGAGACUUUUCUUACCACUACCCUUCCUGUGACCUCUUCUUUGUGGGGACAAGUUCAGAGGUGUUCAGGCUGAAUCUGGAACAAGGGCGCUUUCUCAACUCACUCCAGACGGAUGCUGUGGAGAACAAUGUGUGUGACAUCAACCCCGUUCAUCAUUUGCUUGCCACAGGGACGUCAGAGGGAAGGGUGGAAUGCUGGGACCCUCGUGUGCGGAACAGAGUGGGCAUACUGGACUGUGCCCUGAGCAGCCUCACUGAGGGAACAGAAGUUCAAGGUUUGCCUUCAAUCAGUGCUCUGAAGUUUAAUGGCUCCCUCACCAUGGCAGUCGGCACCAGCACAGGACAGGUUCUGCUGUACGACCUGCGCUCCAACCAACCGCUGCUGGUUAAAGACCACUUCUACAACCUGCCAAUCAAGGCGCUCAACUUCCACGAUCAGCUCGACCUGGUUGUGUCUGCUGACUCCAAGAUUAUAAAAUUCUGGAACAAAGACAACGGCAAGGUGUUCUCCUCCAUACAGCCUCAGGCCAACAUUAAUGAUGUGUGCAUGUACCCUAAUUCAGGUAUGCUCUUCACUGCCAAUGAAGAUCCCAAGAUGAACACCUUCUACAUCCCGGCUCUGGGCCCUGCACCUCGGUGGUGCUCCUUCCUCGACAACCUGACAGAGGAGCUGGAGGAGAGUCCAGAGAGCACAGUGUACGAUGACUACAAGUUUGUCACCCGCAAGGACCUGGAUAAUCUGGGUUUGUCUCAUCUGGUGGGAUCAUCUCUCCUGAGAGCCUACAUGCAUGGCUAUUUCAUGGACAUAAGGCUUUAUCACAAGGUCAAAAGCAUGGCUAAUCCUUUUGCAUAUGAGGAGUAUCGCAAGGAUAAGAUCCGCCAGAAGAUUGACGAGUCCAGGACUCAGAGAGUGCAGGUUACGAAGCUGCCCAAGGUGAACAAGGAUCUGGCUCUCAAGCUGAUGGAGGAGGGUGAUGACCAAGCAGAGCUGGCUUCUAGGAAAAAGAAGGGCAAGACUAUCCCCAGCAUCCUGGGCGACGACCGCUUCAAGAUGAUGUUCGAAAACCCUGAGUACCAGGUAGACGAGCAGAGCGAGGAGUUCCGCCUGCUCAACCCCAUCGUCUCCAAGGUCGGACUGAAGAGGAAGAAGAAGCUGCGUCUACUGGCUCAGCAGGCUGCAGAUUCCGAACAGGCGGCUGACAACGAGGAUGAGCCCGAGGGGCGAGCAAGUUCCGAGGAGGAGAGCUCAGACGAUGACAAGAGCUGGGUGGAGGAGGUGAGGGAGCAGCGGAGGUUGCUGUGGCAGGAGGGCCGAGACCGCCGGCGGCAGGAGAGGAAGGAUGCUGACCGCAACACCGUCUUGCUGAGGGAACAGAAAGGAGGAGAGAAAACCUCUAACAUGGCCGAGGGCAAGAAGACAAAUCAGCCUCAGUUUUAUCAAAUCAAAGCCGGCGAGGAGUUCAGAAGUUUUAACGACAUGGCCCGCAAGCAGAAACUACAGAAGGCUUCACUGGAGGACCGUCUGAAGCUGGAGGAAAAUUCUGGAACCAGCAACGUGAUCGACGCUGCAGUUGGCAGCAAACAGUUAACCUUCACUCUCAAAAAGUCGGAGCAGCAGAGGAAGCAGCUGCAGGCGGAGCGGGAACACCACGAGGAGAGGAAGAAGCUGCGGCGCUCGGCAGGACACCUGAGCAGUGACCGGGGAAGAGGCUGGGGCGGCGGCAGAGGAAGAGGAGGAGUAGGGGGAAGAGGAGGAGGAGGAUGGGGAAGAGGGGGAAGAGGAGGAGGAGGGGGGAGA
Molecule: messenger RNA, 2299 nt
Organism: Platichthys flesus (European flounder)
Lineage: Eukaryota; Metazoa; Chordata; Actinopteri; Pleuronectiformes; Pleuronectidae
Gene: nol10
Product: nucleolar protein 10
Exons: 21
Biological process (GO): maturation of SSU-rRNA from tricistronic rRNA transcript (SSU-rRNA, 5.8S rRNA, LSU-rRNA)
Cellular component (GO): small-subunit processome; nucleolus; nucleus
Molecular function (GO): protein binding
Source: RefSeq, a predicted model, not a curated record